AAAUGUGUAUCAGAUUGGAAACCUGUUUCGUUAUAUGACGAGAAAUCUUUUUGCUCCGCUGUUGGCGCACGACACAUCCUCCCAUCCCUCCCAUCCCUAGGAAAAUUUUUUCUCCGACCAGUCCCAUGGCCCUCGCAUUCUGCCCUUCUCUCCCCUUCUCUUCCUCCACUCCUUCGCCGCCCUCCCCUUCCCUCCCUCUCCGAACCUCGCCUACGGAUUCUUCGCUAAUUACGAUCCUUGCCCCACAUCGGAUAGGACGCCUUUCCCUCCGAACCCGGCCGCCUCUCCGGCCCAAGGCCGUGGUCGCCGUCGACUCCCUCGCCGCUGGCGGCGCUGCCCCCCGGAGCGGUCCGCCUAGGGUUUUGCUGGAGGUGAAAGAUCUGAAGGCCGUGGUCGCGGAGUCGCGGCAGGAGAUCCUUCGUGGCAUCAAUCUUACCGUCUACGAGGGCGAGGUUCAUGCGGUUAUGGGGAAGAAUGGAUCGGGGAAGAGCACGCUUUCGAAGGUUCUUGUUGGUCAUCCAGAUUAUGAGGUAACCGGAGGUAGUGUCAUCUUCAAAGGUGAGAACCUGCUAGAGAUGGAGCCAGAAGAAAGGUCUCAUGCUGGGAUUUUCAUGAGUUUCCAGACCCCUGUUGAGAUACCAGGCGUAAGCAACUUCGACUUUCUGAACAUGUCUUACAAUGCCCGAAGAAAAAAGCGAGGGCUACCUGAGCUACCUCCUCUUGAGUUCUAUAGUUAUGUCUCUCCCAAAGCUGCUGCUAUUAAUAUGGAUCUAAGGUUUCUAGACAGAAAUGUGAAUGAAGGGUUUAGUGGUGGCGAAAAGAAGCGCAACGAGAUUUUGCAACUUGCGGUUCUUGAGGCAGAUUUAGCAAUUUUAGAUGAGAUUGAUUCCGGGUUAGAUGUUGAUGCACUUCAAGAUGUAGCAAAAGCUGUUAAUGGGCUUUUAACACCCAAUAAUUCCGUUUUGAUAAUUACACAUUAUCAGCGCCUUCUGGAUUAUAUCAAGCCCAGCUAUGUCCAUAUCAUGGAGGAUGGCACAAUUGUGAGGACUGGUGAUGUUUCACUGGCAAAACAGCUUGAGAAGGAGGGCUACAGGGCAUUCUCUAUUUCAUGAUUGUAAAGUCAGUACCCAAAUUAACCUUUGCUUAGUUUUAUUUCUUCUUUUUUCUGGUUUUUCCUGAUUAAGAAUUGGAAAUUUUUUAUUGGACUACAUGCAUAAAGUGAUCAUUGGCCAUGAUUUUAAAUAACAGAUAUCAUGACCUUACAUAUCAUUGCCAUAUAUCACAAACCAUAUGUAUUUGAUGCACCAUUUAAAAGAGACGCCAGCUGAUGCAGUGUUUUAAUAUUUUU
Phoenix dactylifera (date palm) is the source of this 1348-nucleotide messenger RNA. Its product is annotated as ABC transporter I family member 6, chloroplastic-like. Lineage: Eukaryota; Viridiplantae; Streptophyta; Magnoliopsida; Arecales; Arecaceae. Gene Ontology annotation, molecular function: ATP hydrolysis activity; ATP binding. The record is from RefSeq and is a predicted model, not a curated record.